GCAAAUGUGUCACACAGUGGACGCGGCCUCUAUACUGUGCGUCAAGAAUCGAAACUAAAAAUGCUUCGAAUGGGAAAACAAAAGAGAACUUGACAUAUAUAACAGAGUGCGAAUCAUAAAUCACCGCUCCUCAUAUUCGAAUGAGGAAGAGCAGAAUUGGUCUCGUAGUCCUUUUGGUUUCAUAAAUGAAAUGGCGGGGGGUACAAGGCACAAGAAUAGUGUGUGACAGGAGAUUUGGGGUCUGACAGCGGGAUGGCCCACUUUGAUACAGAGUACCAGCGCCUGGAGGCGUCCUACAGCGACUCCCCUCCUGGAGAAGAGAAUCUACUGGUGCAUGUUCCAGAGGGAUCUAAAUCUCCGUGGCACCACAUUGAAAAUCUAGACCUUUUCUUCCAGAGAGUCUAUAAUCUACACCAGAAGAAUGGAUUUACUUGUAUGCUUCUGGGAGAAAUAUUUGAGCUUGUGCAACUGGUGUUUGUGGUGGCAUUCACAGUGUUCCUGGCUAACUGUGUGGACUAUGACAUCCUUUUUGCCAACAAGUUUGUUAAUCACACUGAUUCCUCAAAGGUUACGCUGCCCGAUGCGUUUCUACCAGUGGACGUGUGCAGUGCUCGGAUCCGUGACAGUGUUUUGGUCAUCUUCAUCCUUGUCAUAUCAGGGGUAUUUUGGCUCCACCGUCUCGUCAAGUUCAUCUACAACAUCUGUUGCUACUGGGAGAUCAGAUCAUUUUACAUCAGUGCCCUAAAAAUGUCCAUGACGGACCUUCCUUAUUUCACCUGGCAGGAGGUGCAGGCAAGGAUUGUUGAAAUACAGAAGGAGCACCAGAUUUGCAUCCACAAAAAAGAACUAUCAGAGCUUGACAUCUACCAUCGCAUACUGCGUUUCAAAAACUACAUGGUCGCAAUGAUCAAUAAGUCACUUCUACCUGUGCGCUUUCGUUUGCCUCUGCUGGGCGACACCGUUUUUUACACCCGUGGCCUCAAGUAUAACUUUGAGUUGAUUUUCUUCUGGGGCCCUGGAUCUCUUUUUGAAAAUGAGUGGAGUUUGAAGUCAGAGUACAAACGUGGAGGGAACCGUUUAGAGCUAGCAGAUCGUCUGAGCUCACGGAUCUUGUGGAUUGGAAUUGCCAACCUUCUCUUGUGUCCAGUUAUCCUGAUUUGGCAGAUUCUCUACGCGUUCUUCAGCUACACUGAGGUGAUCAAGCGUGAGCCGGGAAGCCUGGGUGCUCGAUGUUGGUCUCUGUAUGGCCGUUUUUACCUCCGACACUUCAAUGAACUAGACCAUGAGCUGAUGUCACGCCUCAGCAAGGGCUACAAGGCCUCCUCGAAAUACAUGAACUGCUUCAUGUCACCAUUACUGACGGUGGUGGCCAAGAACGUGGCAUUCUUUGCUGGCUCCAUACUUGCAGUUUUGAUUGCUUUGACUAUUUAUGAUGAAGAUGUAUUGGCUGUGGAACACGUGCUCAGCAGUAUCACAUUACUUGGGGUCUGCAUCACAGUCUGCAGGUCGUUUAUCCCAGACAAGCAUAUGGUGUUCUGUCCAGAACAGCUGCUUAAAGUGAUCCUGGCACACAUCCACUACAUGCCUGAUCACUGGCAGGGUAAUGCCCACCGCUAUGAGACCAGAGAUGAGUUCGCACAGCUCUUUCAGUACAAGGCUGUGUUUAUUCUUGAGGAGCUUUUGAGUCCUGUCAUCACUCCCUUCAUUCUCAUUUUUUGCUUGCGCCGCAAAUCUCUGGAGAUCAUCGAUUUUUUCCGAAACUUCACUGUGGAUGUGGUCGGUGUCGGUGAUACUUGCUCUUUUGCACAGAUGGAUGUCCGUCAACAUGGUCAUCCUGCAUGGAUGUCUGCUGGGAAAACAGAGGCCUCCAUCUAUCAGCAGGCAGAAGAUGGGAAGACAGAACUGUCACUCAUGCAUUUUGCGAUCACAAAUCCACACUGGCAGCCCCCUCGGGAGAGCACACAUUUCAUCAGUCUUCUGAAAGAGAAGGUGUACCGUGAGGCCGCCGGAGGACAGCAGGGAGUCAUAGCAGAGAAUCCUGUCUUUACCUCAACACAUUCAUUACAGUCUGAUUCAGAGCCUCGCAGUCUUAUUGCAAAUCUUCUUAUCGGACCCCCUUCUCUGGCCUCGUUGCAUCUGGGUCGAGAGGGCUCCAUCAAUCCUGUGUCCAUUGGAGUGAGUGAGGGAGCAUCUGCUCUCCGAUCCCUCUCUCCUCUCAGCACGAGUCUACACCUCCGAGGCAGCUACCCAUCUGCCAGACUGCCACGACCGGAUCAUCCAGCUGUGGUGGCUGGGCGAGCAAUGACAGGCUCUAGCACUGAUGCCCGUACCAUCAGCUCUGGCAGUAGUGCCUGGGAAGGCCAGUUAACCAGUAUGGUCCUAUCAGAAUAUGCCUCCACAGAGAUGAGCAUUCAUGCUCUCUACAUUCAUGAGAUGCAUAAGCAGCAAUCGCGAGGUGAGCUGUCUCGACACACCUGGCACCGACAGGAGAGUGACGAGAGCAGUGAGAGUGUCAAUGAAGACGUGGAAGCUGCUCGCAACUUCCCUCGUUCCAGCACUUUCCCUUGUGCCUCCACCUCACACCAGCAGGGGGAAGCACAGCAGAGCGGCAGCCAGCGGCGCUUCGGCGGAACCUCAGAUCCUGUUUCUGGAAGCUUUCGAGUCCAGAGGACACCUCGUAUGCCUAUGGGUGGCUGGUCUGAGGAGAACCAAAUGGGCCGGCAUCAUGACCCAGUGCCUGAGGAGGGGUCUGAGGACGAGCUACCACCACACAUCCAUAAGGUGACUUAACAUGUAUAUCGUACAUGAAGUUCACAAGUGAGACUCGCACCAUCCAGUUUCUUUUGGACACUUUGGAUCACAAAAGUCAUAUUUAUUGACUCCUGAACAGAACUUGAGAGUCCGAGCCUUAAUCAUUAUAUGUCACAGCGUGGCAUCGUAUCAAAAUUUCAAAAUGCAUUACAAUGGUUUGAGAUUUUUAGGGAUUGAUACACUGAAGUACAUCAUCAAAAUAUUCAAUUAUUCAUACAUUUACAUAUUGACCUACUUGAUAGAAGAUGUAAAAUUGGUCCUGUUAAUUCUUUUUUUUUUUUGUUGCCAUUUCAUUGUGAAUAGGAAAGUCUAUUUGCAAACUGGACUAAGCAGCUGACAGAAAGCCUUCCCAUUAGUCCUUCGAGUAAACGGUCUAGUAGGAUUGCGCUCAGCUGACCUUGACUUUUCUGUUCUCGUCAAAAAGUACAGGUCGGUGUUGAUGUAAGAAGUUUGUGCUUAGAAUUUCUGAGCUACUUUGAAUAGUUUUCAUAGGAUGAAGAAAUAUUUAUAACAUGCACUGUGCCAUUAUGAACUUUAACGCUUUGCAAAAUUAGAUUUUAUUGUCAAACCCAGAUUUCUGUGAGGAGGAAAAACCACUGAAGAUCAGUCAAGCAUGGCACUGUAAAAAUAAUGCAUGCGCAUGAUCUUAAGUUUUAUUAUUUGCACAAUAUCAAACAAGAAUGCACUUUAUCAUUUUUCAGAUCCAAAGGAUGACUCAAAGGCAGUGGGCAAAUCAGAUUUCUUGUCUUUAAAAACAUGCAGUUAUAAAGGAAGUUGUAUAUUUCUGUCUAUAGGAUAAAACCCUGGGAUUUUGUCAGUAACAUUUUCAGUUUAUUUACCAUGGCUCAGGUGAAUAAAACAAGAUUUGUGAGAAUGGGGGGUUUAAGUGUUAUAUAUUACAGAUAUCUCAGGACCGGCUUGUUUUUGGCACUGAAGUUGCCCAAAAAGUGCAUGACACUUAUUGGGUGAUUGACUGCUGCACCUUCCAUCCUCAAACCCAUAACUACUAAGAGGAAGUAGACAAACCUUUGUGUAAUUUGUGUGCGACUGCAAAGAUGUUUGGAUCUCAUUCAUAGACCGUCACUACAUAAAAUGGAAAAAGUGUACAUUUUGUUUCACAUGAACUGACAUUUCUCAUAUCUCACACUGCUCACAUACAUUGUGCUUAUGUAGUGUUCAAGGUGCAAAUUGUGCAUGACCCUUGACCUUUAUUCUGGUAUGCGUUUGUAAUAAUUGGCCUGUAAAAUGCUUCUGUGACCUUAACUAAUCUAGCAACUGCAGCUGUGCAUUUUCCAUUAUCUUUUGUUUUCAGUUUUCUAGACUGUGUUGUAUAUUUACAUUUUGUACAGUUUAAAAUGCAUCAAUAAAAUGUAUUUAAUA
Molecule: messenger RNA, 4191 nt
Organism: Ctenopharyngodon idella (grass carp)
Lineage: Eukaryota; Metazoa; Chordata; Actinopteri; Cypriniformes; Xenocyprididae
Gene: atg9a
Product: ATG9 autophagy related 9 homolog A (S. cerevisiae)
Exons: 16
Coding region: 253-2790 (845 amino acids)
Biological process (GO): protein localization to phagophore assembly site; autophagy of mitochondrion
Cellular component (GO): phagophore assembly site; autophagosome
Source: RefSeq, a predicted model, not a curated record